Guillardia theta CCMP2712 is the source of this 1122-nucleotide messenger RNA. RefSeq lists its product as hypothetical. The record is from RefSeq and is a predicted model, not a curated record. NCBI's taxonomy places the organism in Eukaryota, Cryptophyceae, Pyrenomonadales, Geminigeraceae. The transcript is spliced from 13 exons. Gene Ontology annotation, molecular function: A2-type glycerophospholipase activity; glycerophospholipid phospholipase A1 activity. Gene Ontology annotation, biological process: N-acylphosphatidylethanolamine metabolic process. The coding region runs from base 1 to 1122 and encodes 373 amino acids. Gene Ontology annotation, cellular component: cytoplasm.
AUGAGGUUGGGUCGAGCUUGUUGGCUGGUUCUCUUGGUUUGCUGGGCAUGCGCCACAGGCGCUCAACAUGAUGGGACGUCGCAGCAUGCAAUGCUGCUGGAGUCCAUGGCAAACACAAGCCAUGCUCCUGAUGAGAGCGCGAUGAACCUGCUUCCGAGUUCCGUUGAGCAGCAGGAUGUGAAGCAGGAUGAGGAGCAGGAAGGAGGCGGGGGAAGCGGAGGAGGCGGAGGAGGCGGAGCAGUGGGAGAAGAGGGAGGAGGACAUGCAGAAGCCAGAUAUGGCGCCGGCGAGCAUGCGCAAAAGACCUAUGAUGUCAACGAGCUCCGAGAGUUCGCCAAGUGGUCUGAGAGUCAAGUCAGGCCCUUGCGGCUCCCGCACCUUGACCAACAGCUGUCAAGGUUGAGAUCUCUCUCCGACGAGACGGGCAUGUCGUCGGCGCUCCUGUCGUGCAAGCUGGCGGUGGAGCAACAGGCGAAUCGGACGAUGCAGUACAUCCUUGCUCAACCUGAAGUGAUGAUGUGGAGGUUGCAACCGGGAGAUCAUCUCAAAGUCCGUGGGGUCGCGGGUUUUCGUGCCCUGACGCACCAUGCGAUCUACCUUGGAGAUGGGAAGAUAAUGCACUUCACUGGAGGAGUUACGGAUAAAGCCAACGCUACAUGCAAAAUAGACUCGCUGAGGACCAUAUACAACUACGGCAAGGCGAAGGGAAUGCAUAUCGAGGUUGUAGACCAUCCUCCCAACGCUCUUCCGCGCGAAGUGAUCGUUGAGCGAGCGAAGUCAAGAGUCGGGGAGACUGGAUACAAUCUGUUCAGCAAGAACUGCGAGCAUGUGGUCAACUGGUGUAUCCGAGGCGAGAUGCACUCGAUGCAGAUCCAGAGGCUGAGGAGCGACCCGCUGGGGCUGGGCAAGGAGAUCCUGCAGGAGCAGCUUGAGGCCGGAGAAGGAGUCUGCCUCGAGGAGAUCUGUCGGACACUCCUCCCUCCUACCGUCUGGCAGACGGCCAUGAUGCUGCAGGAGCGAGUUCGUCAAUCAUCGACUGUUAAGAAGUGGAAGGAGACUAUCCAGCAGGCGAUCAACGGUCGCGACAAGCCAACAAACACGUGGGAGGAGGGAGGAGAGUAG